Oppia nitens is the source of this 961-nucleotide messenger RNA. RefSeq names its product band 7 protein AGAP004871-like. Gene Ontology annotation, cellular component: plasma membrane. Lineage: Eukaryota; Metazoa; Arthropoda; Arachnida; Sarcoptiformes; Oppiidae. The record is from RefSeq and is a predicted model, not a curated record. Bases 22 to 924 code for a protein of 300 amino acids. The transcript has 8 exons.
UAAAUAUAAAUAUAAUAAUAUAUGAGUGACUCGAGUCAACUGAUUUCUAAUAUAAUGGAUGAAAGAAAAGACAAUAUAGUGCCCAUUGAGGACAGCCUACGAACGGACAGACAUAACAAUGAUACCAGUGCCUCAUCGGGAUGUUGUUCUAUGUUGUUGACGGUGCUAUCGGUUAUACUUAUUAUCUGUACCCUACCGUUCUCACUAAUAUUCUGUAUUAAGGUAGUCAACGAAUAUGAGAGGGCAAUAAUGUUUCGAUUGGGUCGUCUAGUAAAAGGAGGUGCUAAAGGUCCGGGAUUGUUUUUUAUCAUACCAUGCAUUGACACCUACCGGUGCAUUGAUAUCAGAACCGUGUCGUUCAAUGUUCCGCCACAACUGGUCUUAUCAAAAGACUCGGUCACUGUUACGGUUGACGCCGUUGUCUACUAUCGAGUGUUUAACCCGACGGUCACCGUUUGCAAUGUCGAAAACUAUACCUUAUCCACACAAUUGAUGGCCGCGUCGGCGUUGCGCAACAUUUUGGGCACUCGAGUGUUGUCCGAUAUAUUGGCCGACAGAGAAACCAUAUCGAGUACAAUGCAAAACACGUUAGAUGAGGCCACCCAUCCAUGGGGUGUCAAAGUGGAAAGGGUUGAAAUAAAGGAUGUCAAACUUCCGCAAGAAAUGCAACGGUCUAUGGCUGCCGAAGCAGAAGCGGCCAGAGAUGCCAGAGCUAAGGUAAUCGCUGCUGAAGGCGAACAGAGAGCCGCCCGUUCCCUGAAAGAGGCGGCAGAUGUGAUCAGUGAGUCUCCAUCUGCACUACAACUCAGAUAUUUACAAACUCUAACAACUAUUGCCACCGAAAGAAACUCCACUAUUGUUUUCCCGAUACCAAUGGAGUUAUUCAAAGGGUUUGGUAUGAAUCAGCAAACCUUAGAAAAUUAAAUAUUAAUUUUAUCUAAAAUCUAUUUUUAAUAAAUAU